AUGCCGCGGGUGCCCGGCAGGCGCUGGUGCGAGCGGACGGUGCAGGUGACGGAGCAGGAGGAGGUGACGCCCCGGCGCGAGGCCGCGGUGCCCUGUCCCAGUUUGUACCAGUACAGCCUGGCCGGGUGGCGGCUGGACCGGGACCGCACGCGCCAGGGACACGGGGACCCCCCGGGGGACACCGAAACCGACCCCCCUGGGGACAGUGACACCCCCUGGGGCACCGGGGACCCCCCUGGGGACACCGGCACCGACCCCCCCCUCUGCUACAUCUACCGCCCCCCGGAGACACGGCCGGUGGUCCGGAGCCACACGGAGCGCGGCUGCUGUCCCGGCUGGAGCGGCCCCCGCUGCACCGAGGGCCCGGGCUCCCUGGGCCGCUGUUUCGGCACGUGGCAGUGCCAGGAUGGCCCCGGUGGCCACAACGGCAGCGCCAUGAGCCGCUCCGAGUGCUGCCGGCAGCCCUGGGGGCACAGCUGGCACCGCGGGGACACCGGGGACACGGGGCCCUGCCUGCCCUGCACCCGCCUACCCCUGGGGGGGGACGGGGGGUCCCCGCGCCACCGCAGCCCCCCGGCCACGUGCCAGGCCUGGGCCGGGACGCGGUUCCGCACCUUCGACGGGCGGCACUUCGGCUUCACCGGGACCUGCCGGUACAGCCUGGCCACGGCCACCGACGGCACCUGGGACGUCACCAUCGGCCUCGGCCACCCCCGGGUGCUGCACAUGACCUUCGGGACAGACACGGUGGUGGCCUGGGGACGGAACGUGUCGGUGAACGGGGUGGCAGUGCUGGAGGGACACCCCUACCUGCACAGAGGGCUCGGUGUCACCUGGCCGGGGGACUGGGUGGCCGUGGCCAGCAGCCUGGGCGUGCGGGUGGCCUGGGACGGGCACCUGGCGGUGACAGUGACGGUGGAGCCUGAGCUGCGGGGGGGCACCUGGGGGCUCUGCGGCACCUACACCGACGACCCCACGGACGACUUCGUGAGCCCCGAUGGGGACGUCGCUCCCUUUGCCGCCGCCUUUGGUAACUCCUGGAAGGUGCCGGCAGCUGGCACAGAGGUGGACCCCAGCGGGUUCUAUGCGGCGUGUCUGGCGCUGCUGUGCGGGGACGGGGACCCUGGACCCUCCUCACCCCCCAGCCCCCCGUCACCCCCCGACCUCCCGUCGCCCCCCGUCCCCCCGCCCCCCGCCGCCUGCGACACCUUCUCCGCGUACUCCCGGGAGUGCUCCCGCCGCCAGGUCCAUGUCCCCUGGCGCCGUCCCGGCUUCUGCGAGCGCCGCUGCGGCGCCGGGCAGCGCUUCUCGGACUGCGUGUCCCUGUGCCCGGUCACCUGUGUCACCGCGGGCAGCGCCGAGGAGGGGACGUGCCAGCGCCACUGCCACGGCGGCUGCGAGUGCGACCCGGGGCUGGCCCGGGACGGGGACCACUGUGUCCCCCCCGCCGCCUGCCCCUGCCACCACCGGCGACAGCGCUACGGGCCCGGCCAGAGCAUCCACCAGCGCUGCAACCGCUGCACGUGCGCGGGCGGGCGCUGGCUCUGUGAGCAGCAGCGGUGCCCGGCCGAGUGCGCGGUGCUGGGGGGGCGUCACUUCGUCACCUUCGACCGCCGCCGCUUCUCGCUGCCGGCCCCCUGCGCCCACACCCUGCUGGAGGACUUCGUGGGGAGGCGGCUGCUGAUCACGGCCGAGCACGAGCCCUGCGACAGCCCCUGGCCCCUCGGCUGUCCCCGCACCCUCACUGUCACCACCGGCCGCACCACGGCCCGUCUGCACGGCACAGGGGAGGUGACAGUGGCCGGGCGGGAGGUGACACUGCCCUUCUCCGGUGCCGGGCUGAGCAUCCGCCGCGCGUCCUCGGCCUUCCUGCACCUGCGCGUGCCCGACGCCCACCUGCUCUGGGGGCUGGGGACCCCCAACACCUACAUCACCCUCCAGCCCGCCAUGGCCGGCACGGUGCGGGGGCUCUGCGGGACCUUCACUGGGGACCAGCGGGACGAGUUCACGACGCCGGAGGGGGAUGUGGAGCAGGGAGUCGCCGCCUUCGCCAACGCCUUCCGUGCGGCCGGAGCCUGCCCGGCGCUGGGCCCCGGCAUUCCCGACCCCUGCCACGGCUUUCCCGGGAGCCGGGAGCGCGCCGAGGCCGCCUGCGCCGUGCUCAUGGGGCCGGCGUUCCAGCCGUGUCACCGCGCCGUGGAUCCGGAGCCGUUCCUGGAGCUGUGCCGCUGGGAUGUGUGUUCCUGCCGGGAGCAGGAGCCGGAGCGGUGCCUGUGCCCGGCACUGGGAGCCUACGGCCGGGAAUGCGCCCGGGAGGGGACAGAGCUGGAAUGGAGGAACCGGAGCCUCUGCGACGAGCCGUGCCCCGGGGGGCAGCAGUUCCAGGACUGUGGGGGUCCCUGCGGCCGUUCCUGCUCGGAGCCCCCCGGAGCCGGGGACUGUCCCCCACCGGACACCCUCUGUGUCCCCGGCUGCCGCUGCCCCCCGGGGCUGCUGCUGGCCCAGGGGGGCCAGUGCGUGCCCCCCGCCGCCUGCCCGUGCCCCCGCGGCGCCCGCCUGUACCCCCCCGGCGCCCGCCUGCACCGCGGCUGCCAGGCCUGUGUGUGCGCAGGGGGGUCGUGGCGCUGCACCCCCGCCCCGUGUCCCCCCGCCCCGCGCUGCCCCCCGGGGCUGCUCCACGCGCCGGGGUCGUGCCUGCGCCGCUGCGACCCCGCCGAGCCCGGCGGAACCUGCGGGGGCCCCGCCGACGGCUGCGUCUGCCCCCCCGGGACCCUCUUCCUGGACGGGCGCUGCGUGUCACCGGACGAGUGUCCCUGUCACCACGGCGGGCGGCUGUACCCCCCCAACGCCACCAUCGCCCGCGACUGCAACACCUGCGUGUGCCGGCGGCAGCGGUGGCACUGCGGGCGCGAGGAGUGCGCGGGGACGUGCGUGGCCACCGGGGACCCGCACUAUGUCACCUUCGACGGCCGCGCCUUCACCUUCGCGGGGGACUGCGAGUACCUGCUGGCCCGCGAGGCCACCGGGCUGUUCGCUGUCACCGCCGAGAACGUCCCCUGCGGGGCCACCGGCGUCACCUGCACCAAGUCCGUGGUGGUGGCCAUGGGCAACACCGUGGUGCACAUGCUGAGGGGGCGGGAGGUGACAGUGAACGGGGUGGCCGUGCGACCCCCCAAGGUGUUCGGGGGGUCGGGGCUGGCACUGCAGCGCGCGGGGCUCUUCCUGCUGCUCCUCACGCGCCUGGGCGUGGCCGUGCUCUGGGACGGAGGGACCCGCGUGUACGUGCGCGCGUCCCCGCGGCUCCGCGGGCGCCUGGCCGGGCUCUGCGGGAACUUCGACGGCGACGCCGAGAACGAUUUCGGGAGCCGGGAGGGGGCUCUCGAGGCGACCCCCGAGAUCUUCGGGGACUCCUGGCGCCUCAGCCCCCUCUGCCCCGAGGCCGACGGGCACCGCCAGCACCCCUGCGACGACAGCCCGCAGCGCGCAGCCUGGGCGCGGGGGCGCUGCGGGGUCCUGCGGCACCAGCUCUUUGCCCCCUGCCACGACCUGGUGCCCCCCCAGCGCUUCUACGAGUGGUGCCUGUUCGACGCCUGCGGGUGUGACAGCGGAGGGGACUGCGAGUGUCUGUGCACGGCCCUGGCCGCCUACGCCGAGGAGUGCGGCCGUCGGGGGAGACCCCUGCGCUGGCGGAGCCAGGGGCUGUGCCCGCUGCAGUGCGAGGGGGGGCAGGAGUACAACCCCUGCGGCCCCCCCUGCCCCCCCACCUGCCGUGACCUCGGCCGGGACCCCCCCGAGCUCUGCGGGGCCCUGGGGUGUCUCGAGGGGUGCUUCUGCCCCCCCGGGAGGGUCCUGCACGACGGGAGCUGUGUGGAUCCCCCAUCCUGUCCCUGCUUCUGGGACGGGUUCGCCUUCCCGGCUGGAGCCACCGUGACCCAGGGCUGCAGCAACUGCACGUGUCUCGAGGGGCGCUGGCAGUGCCCCCCGACCCCGUCCCCAUGUCCCGCCGUCCCCGGCUGUGCCCCGUGGGAAUUCCGCUGCCGGGAGGGGGGUCUCUGCGUGCCGGGGGCCUGGCUCUGUGACAACGAGGACGACUGCGGUGACGGCUCGGACGAGCUGUGCGACCCGCCCUGCGCCCCCCACCAGCCCCGCUGCCCCGGCGGGCGCUGCCUGCCCUGGGGGGCCCGCUGUGACGGUGUCACCCACUGCCCCGACGGCUGGGACGAGGCGGGGUGUUCCCCGCAGCCCUGCGCCCCCCCCGAGUUCGCCUGUGCCGGGGGCCGCUGCCUCCCCCCCGCCCGCGUCUGCGACGGGCGGCUCGACUGUCCCCCCGGGGACCACUCGGACGAGGCGGGCUGUGCCCCCCGGUGCGGGCCGGGGCAGUUCAGGUGCGCGGGGGGCCGCUGUGUCCCCUUCCCCCACCGCUGCGACGGCCGCGACGACUGCGGGGACGGGAGCGACGAGCGCGGCUGCUCCUGCCCCGAGGGGCACCUGCCGUGCCCCGGGGGGGGCUGCCACCCCCCCGCCGCGCUCUGCGACGGCCGCCGCCACUGCCCCGACGGCGCCGACGAGGCCAAUUGUCCCGCGCGGGCCACCUGCGCCCCCGGCACCGUGCCCUGUCCCGACGGCUCGUGCGUGGCCGAGGUCGCCGUGUGCGACGGCGCUCGCGACUGUCGCGACGGCUGGGACGAGAGUCCGGCGGGGUGUGCGGUGGCCCUGCCCCCCGCGCCGCUGGCACCUGGCACCGCUGGAACCGCUGGCACCGCCACUGGCACCGCUGGCACUGUCAUCCUGGCUACCAGCGCCACCGACACAGCUACUGUCACCACCGCUGUCGCCGACAUUGGCACGGUCACCGACACUAUCACCAGCACUGCCAACGCCUCGGCAGUGGCUGUAGGGGAGUGGGUGGUCCCCGUGGGUGGGUGGUCCCGGCGGCCGUGCUCCCCCGACCCCGUGUCCCCCUCCCCAGCGCCCUGUGCCCCCCGGUCCCUGCGCUGUGACAGCGGCGGGUGUGUCCCGCGGGGGUGGCGCUGCGACGGCGACAGCGACUGUCCCGACGGCAGCGACGAGGGGGGCUGCGACCCCCCCUGCGCCCCCGGACACCUGCCCUGCGACCCCCCCUGCGACCCCGGACACGGCCCCUGCGCCCCCGCCUGCGUCCCCCCCCGCCACCUCUGCGACGGCGUCUCCCACUGUCGCGACAGCGCCGACGAGAGCCCUCAGCUGUGCGAGCCCCGCGGUCCCGGGAGCAGCCCGGGGGGUCCUUGCGCCGAGUUCGACUGCGGGGGGGACGAAUGUGUCACCUUCCAGCAGGUGUGUGACGGGGUGCGGGACUGUAGCUCGGGGACGGACGAGCGGGGGUGCGGCCUGUGGGGUCCCUGGGGCCCCUGGGGGUCCUGCAGCCGCCCCUGCGGGCCCGGGGUGCAGCGCCGGGCCCGGGGGUGUCACCAGGGUCACCCCGGGCUGCUGCGGGGGUGCCGGGGGCCGCGCGAGCAGGAGAGACCCUGCUUCCACCGGGCCUGCCCAGUGGACGGCGAGUGGGGCCCGUGGGGACCCUGGUCCGACUGCCCGGGGGACUGCGGGGGGGUCCGGCUGCGCAGGAGGGGGUGUCGGCCCCCCCAGAACGGCGGCCGAGCCUGCGAGGAUCUGCCCGGGGGGGCCCCCGGAGCCCUGGAGAUGGCCCCCUGCUCCCCGGGGGGGUGCCCCAACGCCUCGGAGUGCGAGGGGGGGCUGCGCCCCCUCCCCUGCGCCCCCUGCCCCGCCUCCUGCGCCGACCUGGCCGCCGCCGUCACCUGCCCGCGCCCCCCGCCCUGCCGCCCAGGGUGCUGGUGCCCGGCGGGGCGGGUGCUGGACGCCCCCGAGCCCGGCGCGGGGCCCACCCGGUGCGUGUGGCCGCGGGAGUGCCCGUGCCGGGCCGGGGGGCGCGCGUACCCCCCGGGGGUCCCGGUGCCCCUCGGCUGCCGCCUCUGCACCUGCCUCGAGGGGCGCCUGCGGCACUGCCGCCCCCUCCCCGGCUGCUCAGUGGACUGCGGGUGGUCGUCGUGGUCGCCGUGGGGCGCGUGCGCGGGCACCUGCGGGACCCCCGGCGUGCAGUGGUCGUUCCGCAGCCCCUCGAACCCCCCCCGGCGCGGGGGGGGCCGGCACUGCCGCGGCAUCUACCGCAAGGCCCGACGGUGCCACACGGGGCCGUGCCGGCGGUGCCACGAGCGGGGCCGGUGGCGCGUCCCCGGCGAGCGCUGGCGGGGGGGCCCCUGCCAGCUGUGCCAGUGCCUGCCCGGCGGGGGGGUCCACUGUGUCCCCUACUGCCCCCUCCGCGACACCGGCUGUCCCCGGGGCCGCGUGCUGCGGGAAGGUGACGGCGGGUCCUGCUGCUCCUGCGCCCCCGCGGGUGACAACGCGACCUCCCCGGGCACCCCCCCCGCGGUGACGGCAGCGCUGUCCCCCCCCCCACCGGCCGAACCCCCCGGCAGCCCCAGCCCUACGGCCGCUCCCGGGGAGCCGCCGUCCGGGACCCCCGAAAGUGCCGAGACCCACCCGGAGCCCCCCAGCGCAGCCGGGGACACCCCCGGAACCGUGACCCUCCCCGAGGAGACACCGAGAGCCCCCGGGAGUGCCACGACCUCCCCCGAGCCCCCCCAGCUCCGGGCGCUGCCCUCACCGGCUCCCACGGGAGUCCCCACCGAGACCCCCGCAGGCUGCGCCCCCCCGCCCUGGGGAGGGUGGGGGUCCUGCAGCCGCUCCUGCGGGGUGGGGGUCGCCCUGCGACGCCGGGGGGGGACCCCACCCGGGGGGAGCUGCGCUCACCCCCCCAACAUCGACACCCGCGUCUGCUUCCUGCGAGCCUGCCCAGUUGCGGGCGGGUGGGCGCCCUGGGGGUACUGGACCCCCUGCGACGCCCCGUGCGGGGGGGGGCAGCGGAGCCGCCGCCGCAGCUGCAGCGACCCCCCCCCGAAAAACGGAGGGCGGCCGUGCGAGGGGGGGGCCCUGCAGAGCCGACCCUGCAACCUGCGGCCCUGUGGGGACGGCCCAGCCUGCCCCCCCCAGAUGCUGCUGGUGCCCCCGGGGGGGUGUGAGGAUUUGGGGGUCCCCCCCUGCCCGCCCACCUGCGCGGACCCGAGUGGGAACAGCUCGUGCCCAGGGGCCUGUGAGGAAGGCUGUCGGUGCCCACCCGGGCUGGUGCUGUGGGGGCGCGACUGCGUCGAGCCCGGCGCGUGUGGGGGACCCGCGGGGGUGUUGGGGCUCCCCGCGAGUCGGACCCCCCCUGAACCCUGUGGGUGGUCGCGCUGGACCCCCUGGACCCGCUGCGACUGCGGCACCGGGACCCGGCAGCGCUUCAGGUCUCCCACCAACCCCGCGGCCGUGCCCGGCGGUGCCCCCUGCGCCGGGACCCCCCGGGAGGUUCGGGGCUGCCCCGAGCCCUGCGGUCCCGAGCCCGGGAGCGCGGGGGCACCCGGGGGCACCGCGGCGCCGUGGGGCACGGGGCUGACGUGGGGCACAGAGACCCCCGAGUCACCGUGGGUAGCGGGGUCUCCGUGGGCCCCGGACUCGCCGGGGGGGUCACCGUGGGGCACGGAAUCCCCCUGGAUCCCGGAGUCGUCGGAACUGCCGGGGGUCACGGACUCACCGGGGGUCCCGGAGUCCCCGGAGCCGGGGGUCCCAGAGUCUCUGGGGGUCCUGGAGCCCUCGGAGUCCCCAGAGCCCACGGACUCCCCGCGUGGCCGCUGGUCGCCGUGGGGCACAGAAUCUCCUCAGUCCCCGGGGGUGCCGCCCCCCCCCCGUGGCCGGUGGUCGCCGUGGGGCCCCUGGAGCGGCUGCAGUGUCCCCUGCGGGGGGGGCGAGCGCUGGCGCCGCCGGGGCUGUGAAGCCCCCCCGUGCCCGGGGCCGGCGCUGCAGAGCCAGAGCUGCCACAGCCACGUGUGUCGCGAGGCCGGGUGCCCCCCCGGCCGGACGUUCCGCGAGUGCGGGGGGGAUUCCGGGUGCCCCCGGAGCUGCGCCCACCUGGGCGGGGCCGUGGGGUGCGCGGGGGGGUGUCAGGAGGGGUGUCACUGCCCCCCCGGCACCUUCCUGCACCACCGCACCUGCCUGCAGCCCCAGCAGUGCCCCUGCUCGGUGCCCGCCGCGCUGCUGCGGGGGGGGGACCCUGGGACCCCCACCGGGACCCCCCCCGGCCCGGAGCCCUCUGGGACCCCCCCUGGGGACCCCCCGAUCCUGGAGCUGCCGCCGGGCGGGACCGUCCACGUGGGCUGUGCCCGCUGCACCUGCCUGGGGGGCCGCCUGCGCUGUGCCCCCCCCGGGAGCCCCCCCUGCACCGGGACCCCCACAGAGAGUCCGACCUGCCUGAGCCCCCCCUGCGCCGCGGAGCCCGGCACCACGGGGGAUCUCGGCCCCACGGGGGAUCUCGGCCCCACAGCAGCUCUCAGCCCCACAGCUCUCAGCCUCACGUGGGAUCUCAGCCCCACGUGGGAUCUCAGCCCCACAGCUCUCAGCCCCACAGCCCCAGGGCCCGGGGGUGAGGAGGAGGCCGGGGGGCCCGCGGGGGUCCCGGCGGGGCCGUGGGGGCCGUGGGGGCCGUGGGGUCCCUGCUCCCACACCUGCACCCGCCCCGAGACCCCCGCGAGCCGGAGCCGCCGCCGGGACUGCGGGGGGGGGCACUGCGGGGAGGGGGGCAGCACCCAGAGCAGACCCUGCAACCUGCCCCUCUGCCAAGGUGGGUCUGGGGGGCCGGGGGGAUAUGGGGGUCUGGAGAAUCUAUGGCCCCCCCCUGCGUGGCCCCCCCCCUGCCCGUGCCAGUGGACCCCCUGGGGGCCCUGGGGGUCCUGCUCGCGGCCCUGCGGGGGGGGGCAGCAGCGGCGGCUCCGGGCCUUCACCCCCCCCAGCCCGGGGGGCUCCUGGUGCCCCCAGAUCCGGGGGGGCCACGAGCAGCGGCGCCCGUGUGGGGUGACGGCGUGUCGGGUGGACGGCGCGUGGUCCCCGUGGGGUCCCUGGUCGCGCUGUGACGUCACGUGCGGGGGGGGCCGCUCCGUCCGCAGCCGCUCCUGCUCCCGACCCCCCCCCAAAAACGGGGGGAGCCCCUGCCCCGGGGGGGGACACGAGCUGCGGGUCUGCAACCCCCGACCCUGCGGCCCGCGGUGCCCCCCCGGGCAGACCCUGUCCCCCUGUGCCACCCAGUGCCCACGGAGCUGCCGGGACCUGCAGGAGGGGGUGUCCUGCGGGGGGGGCCCCCCCUGCGAGCCCGGCUGCCGCUGCCCCCCCGGGACCCUGGAGCAGGACGGGGGGUGCGUCCCCCCCGCGCUGUGCGAGUGCCUGGACGCGGGGGGGCACCUUUGGGUGCCGGGGGGCGGGGGGCACCCCCGGGGGUGCCAGAACUGCACCUGUGCGGGGGGGCGGCUGCGCUGCACCCCCGGGGGGUGUCCCCCCCCCACUCCCACCCCCGGGAGCCCCCCCGGGACCGCCCCCUGCGCCUGGAGCCGCUGGAGCCAGUGGGGCCCCUGCAGUGUCACCUGCGGGGGGGGGCGGCAGGAGCGGUACCGGACCCCCAUCCCACCAGAGAGCGGGGGGAGACCCUGCGGGCCCCCCCAGGAGGAGAGUCGGGGGUGCGAGGAGACCCCCUGCCCCCCCCUGUGCCCCUGGGGGGGGGGCGAGCGGGGGCUGGGCGAGUACUGGACCCCCGGCCCCUGCCGGCAGUGCACCUGCACCCCCGAGGGACCCCAGUGCUGGGACACCCCGUGUGCGGCCGAGCCCUGUGACUGGAGUCCUUGGGGGCCCUGGGGACCCUGCGGAGACCCCUGUGGGGGGGGGUCCCGCCUGCGCCACCGGCACCCCCUGAACCCCGAGACCCCCGGGCGGGCGUGUGGGGGGAUCCGGACCCAGAGCGAGAGCUGCAACACCACUGCCUGUGCCGGGCCGGGCUGCGGGGGGGGCCGGACCCGCAGUGCCUGUGCCGGGCGGUGCCCCCGGAGCUGCGCUGACACCUGGGCACAGGUGCUGUGUCUGCAGGGCCCCUGCGAGCCAGGGUGCCGGUGCCCCCCCGGGCAGCUGCUGCAGGACGGUCACUGCGUCCCCCUGGGCCGGUGCCGCUGCGGGACCCCCGGGGGGGGCAACGGGAGCAGAGAGGUGCCCCCGGGGGGGGCGACCCAGAUCGGGUGUCACAACUGCACCUGCGGGAACGGGACCCUCACGUGCCCGGCGCUGGCGUGUCCCUCCCCGGGGCCCGCCACCCCCGCGAGCCCCCUGUCCCCCGCGGCCCCUGUGACCCCCGUGUCCCCCUGGUCCCCGGAGUCUUCCGUGUCCGCUCUGUCCCCCUCGUCGCCCCUGUCCCCUACGACCCCCACGUCCCCCCUUUUUGCCCCCGCGUCCCCCUGGUCCCACUCACCCUCCGCGUCCUCCGUGUCCCCCGUGUCCCCCCUGUCCCCCGUGUCCCCCCCGUCCCCCGCCGGGUCCCCCUGGUCCCCCUGGUCCCGCUGCUCCCGCACUUGUGGCGGUGGCACCCGGACACGGCACCGGCAGUGCCGGGAGGGCCCCGAGGGGGGGUCCCCGUGCGGGGAGACCCCCGGGGAGGAGACGGCGGAGUGUAACCCCCAACCCUGUGCCGGCUGCCCCCCGGGUGAGGUCUGGCUGGACCCCGGCCCCGCCUGCGAGCGCAGCUGCCACGACCUGGCGGAGCCCCCCGGCACCUGUGGUGGGACCCCCGGCACCCCCGGGACCCCUGGAACUCCCGGCAUCCCCGGCACCUCGAGCACCCCCGGGACCCCCGCGACUCCCGGGACCCUCCCGUCCCCCGCCCCGCGCUGCUCCUGCGGCCCCGGGCGGUACCGGAACGAGUCCGGGCAGUGCGUGAGCGCGGGGGGCUGCGGGUGCCGCCACCGCGGCGGAGUGCGAGCGGCCGACAGCGAGUGGCAGGAGCAGUGCGGGACCUGCCGCUGCGCCGAGGGACGUGUCACCUGUGCCACCACCUGUCCCGCGCUCACCUGCCCGGAGGGCACGGAGCCGGUGCGGGAGCCCGGGAGCUGCUGCCCCGUGUGCCGGGACGAGUGGCCAGAGGAGCCCCCCGGGCCGUGCCGGCUCCUCACGGCUCUCCGGACCAUCGCCAAAGGCGCGUGUGUCCUGCGGGGCGUCCGCGUCACCUACUGCGCGGGGGGGUGUCGGUCCCGCACCGCCGUCAGCGCUCAGGAGCCGUACGUGCGGUCGCUGUGCGAGUGCUGCAGUUACCGCCUGGACCCCGCCCGGCCCGUGCGCCCCCUCCUCCUGCCCUGCCCCCGCGGCCGCCCCCGGCCCGCGCUGCUGCCCCGUAUCGCCCAGUGCCACUGCGAGCCCUGCCGGGGAGGGGACUUCACCCGGCGCUGA
Chiroxiphia lanceolata (lance-tailed manakin) is the source of this 11343-nucleotide messenger RNA. RefSeq names its product SCO-spondin-like. Gene Ontology annotation, molecular function: protein binding. The coding region runs from base 1 to 11343 and encodes 3780 amino acids. Lineage: Eukaryota; Metazoa; Chordata; Aves; Passeriformes; Pipridae. The record is from RefSeq and is a predicted model, not a curated record. The transcript has 65 exons. Gene Ontology annotation, cellular component: extracellular matrix; extracellular region.